Diachasmimorpha longicaudata is the source of this 2416-nucleotide messenger RNA. Its product is annotated as gamma-taxilin. Gene Ontology annotation, molecular function: syntaxin binding. Lineage: Eukaryota; Metazoa; Arthropoda; Insecta; Hymenoptera; Braconidae. The transcript is spliced from 6 exons. The record is from RefSeq and is a predicted model, not a curated record. The coding region runs from base 319 to 2067 and encodes 582 amino acids.
CAGCACUCACACCACGACCGUUUCCAGGCACUGUUAUGUGGCCGCCAUUACAUCUUAACCCUGAAUGUGUCUCUCAUGGAAGUACAGUAAAAAGCUGAUCAACUUAAGAACAGAAGUUUGGAUUCGUUUCGAAAAAUCGUUGAAUAAAUAACAGAUCGAUAUUUACAUGAUCUUUUGAAGAGAGAAACUAAUCUCCCCGUCUGUUUCAACAGUAUACGAGUGGAUUCAUUACGAGUUGGACGGCAUAACCUCACCUCCAGAUAAAAAAACAUCAAGGAACAUUUUGGAGAAGUUGGCAUUCAGUAAGGAUCGGGAAUAAUGGAAUCGGAUAGUCAAAAAAACUGUAUAAAAGCCAUAACAGAAAUCUUUAAUGUUGUUCUGCAGAGCCCGGCUGAAAAUGCAAGUACUUCAACUCAGGGCAAAAAGCAAUCGAAACUGAAAGCACGAAACAUCGCCUCCGUCCCUGGAAAUAAAGUGACGGAGAUUCUCAAAUCAUCAGACAGUUCAGAGGAAAAAUUAUCAGCAGUUUGCAAUAAAUACAGUGAGAUGCUCCGUGAACAUCGUAACCUGGUGAUGGCUUUGAAGAUAGCCGAAGGUAGAAUUCUUAAAAUGCAGCAGGAGAAUGAACAAUGUCAACACCAGCGCUCGAAAGCAGUUCUUGCACGAGCAAGAUUGGAAAGUUUAUGUCGUGAGUUGCAGAAACUGAAUAAAGCUCAAAAGGAGGAAAUUGAUUUGAAACUGCGCCUCGAAGAGGAGAAACGAAGGGAGAUCUCUGCUACUUUACAGAGUGCAUUUGUGGAGAUGAGUACACUUGGUAAUCAAUACAGUGAGAAUAGUACAAAACUGAAAGAUGAAAAUCUGGAGAUGAGAGAAAAAUUUAAAUAUGUGAGAGAGAGAAUUGAAUGGAAUGAACAGGAGUUGGAAAAAGUCAAACAACAAACGCAACUUGAGUUACAGUUGUCCGAAGCGAAAAUGGCGAAGGUCAAAAUGGAAAUGACAGCAGAGAAAGAGAUAUUGCUGAAAGAGAAACAGCAGUUAUUGCUGAAGUUAACCGAGUAUCAGGUAACAAUACAAGAGCUGCAGGCUACUGAGGUGGGCUUGCGAAGUCAGAUAAGCAUGUAUACCGAGAAGUACGAUGACUUCCAGAAUGCACUCACAAAGAGUAAUGAAGUUUUCAGUGGCUUCAAUGGAGAGAUGGAAAAGAUGUCCAAAAAAAUCUUGAAAUUGGAAAAGGAAACGAGUCUGUGGAAACAACGUUGGGAAAAUAGUCACGCAGCUCUCCUGGAUAUGGCAGCUGAGAAGCAGACUCGUGACGGAGAGAUGUCAAAACUCACUCACAAGCUCUCACUGCUCCAGGAACUGUGCAAAGCCUUUCAGAAAGAGCGAACAGAGCUCCUGUCUCAGUUGCGUGCCCACGCGAAUUCAUCCGACGAUCCUACUAAAACAAAUAAAAUAGACAUUCAACAGGUCGAGGAUCUAUCGAAAGACUGUCAAGAUUUGAGAGAAAAUCUGGUACAAUUGCAAGGCUCCCUCGCAGAAGUUAUUUUCGAGAGUGAAAAUGAGCAAAAAAAUGUAGAAUCUCAAGUUGAAGUUGAGAAUAAUUUGGAGACUGAAACUCCUGUAACGAAUAAUGCUCCCUCAACUGAUAGCAAUGAUGAACAAAAAAUUGCUGACAAAUUAUCCCAAAUUGAGGUUAGUGAUAGUGGACCUGAAGAGACAAAAGAGAAAAGCAAUUCGGCAGAGCAUUCUCAGAACGAUAAUCAAUCAACAAGCAUGAUUACUGAAAUAACUUCAAAUUCACAAACUGUGACAGAGAAAACCACAGAAGAAGCGACGAUUACUGAAGAUUCACAGAGUCCUAAUAAAUCUGACAGUGACAAUCCUUCUUGUCCGGAAAAAAAUGUCCCACUUUCAGAAACACCAGUUGAAGUGUCAUCUUCCACUUCGCAUUCGACUGACGAAGUACAGAAAACUCAUUCUAAGGGUUCUGCAGCCUCUGAGGAAGCCCAGAAGACUAAUAAUUCACAAAAAAAAUCAAAGGAGGGGAAGAAAAAAAAAGGUAGAUAAUAAGGUUUCCAAUGGUAUUGUCAUGUAUAUUUAAGAUGUUCGUUCGUAUUACCUGUAUUGAGACUGUCAAUACAGAUGCUUUCCGCGAGAUAGACAUUUCAAGGGACUCAUCGAUCCACCUAUUUAUCAGUCAAUCAGUCGCAAAUUACGGUAAUGUUUGUACGAGAAAAUGUGGAAUGGUGAUUAUUAUACGUAGCAUUUUAUGAUCAUAGAUGAUAAUCAUUUUCAUGAAGAUGAUGAACGGCGUCGUGAAAAUUUAAAGGUUUAAUUGAGUUUGUAAAAUUGUAGAUUGAUUUAAUACCACUUGAUUGUACGUUAAUAAAGCAGUGGAAAAAUUUUAUCAGGACAA